Messenger RNA from Talaromyces proteolyticus, 1602 nucleotides. RefSeq names its product putative sugar transporter. The transcript has a single exon. Gene Ontology annotation, biological process: carbohydrate transport; transmembrane transport. NCBI's taxonomy places the organism in Eukaryota, Fungi, Ascomycota, Eurotiomycetes, Eurotiales, Trichocomaceae. Gene Ontology annotation, molecular function: carbohydrate:proton symporter activity. The record is from RefSeq and is a predicted model, not a curated record. Gene Ontology annotation, cellular component: membrane. The coding region runs from base 1 to 1602 and encodes 533 amino acids.
AUGGAUCCGGAAAUGGAGUUGAUGUCUUCGAAAUCGGGGACGACAGUGAAGAAGUCUUUAGAGUUACCAGCAAAACGUGACUUUAUCGAUCAGGCCCGACAUGCUACGGUUGAUGAACAUGAGAUGACUCUUGGCCAAGCUUUCAAGAGAUACCCAAAAGCAAUAUUCUGGUCUAUUUUUCUCUCGACUGCUGUUAUUAUGGAAGGAUACGAUGCCGAUUUGAUAUAUAGUUUCUUUGGCCUGCCCUCCUUUGUGGAAAGAUAUGGUAGCCUUCAACCGGACGGCACACUCUCUGUUUCUGCACCAUGGCAAAGUGCGUUAGGGCAAGGGAUAAUGAUUGGACAAUUCUUCGGUUUAUUUGUGACUGGCUGGCUCACUGAUUCAUACGGAUUCAAAAAGACAAUCGGAGGAGCUUGUAUUGUUAUCUCUGCCUUCAUAUUUGUCCUCUUUUUCGCCCCUAAUAUUGGCACGCUGUUGGCAGGAGAAAUCCUUCUCGGGCUUCCUCUUGGUGUCUUCCUCACUUUAACAACCGUUUAUGCCACUGAGAUCUCUCCUCUCGCCCUGAGGCCAUAUCUCACAACCUACGUCAACAUCUGUUGGAGUAUUGGAAAGUUUUUGGCAAGUGCAGUUCUCAAGGGAUAUGUUAACGAUACAACCUCAUGGUCUUAUCGGGUUCCCUUUGCCGUUCAAUGGAUGUGGCCUCCCAUCAUUAUGAUCGCGGCUCUCUUCGCCCCGGAGUCUCCAUGGUGGCUCGUUCGCCAAGAUCGACCUGAGGAUGCCCGGCGCUCUCUUCAACGCCUUUCGACAAACGCCAGCGCAGAGGACCUGGACAACAUGCUAGCCGCGAUGGUUCUCACUAACCAGCAUGAAAAGACUGUUGAGAAUGGUACGUCGUACUUGGACUGCUUCAAAGGCUCUAAUUUACGACGAACCGAGAUUGCCUGCAUGGCACAAACCAUGCAACCGCUUGUUGGCUUUUCACUAGUAUUAUACUCAACUUAUUUCUUCCAACUUAAUGGCAUCAGUGCGAGUGAUGCUUUUAGUCUGAGUCUUGGUCAGAACGGCGUUGCCUUGGUCGCUGGAGUUGCAAUUUGGUUUCUCUUUUCCAGUGUCGGUCGUCGAACGAUAUAUCUAUGGGGCCUUGCAGGUUGUGUUGUAGUCGAAUUUACGAUUGGAGGACUUGGGGUUCCAGAACCGACAAAAGCCACGUCGUGGUCAACGGGGAGCCUGAUCCUAGUAUUCUAUGCUAUCUAUUCGCUCUCAAUUGGUCCUAUGUCCUACAUUCUCGGUUUCGAGGUUUCAUCAACUCGUCUUCGCAGCAAGACGGCAGUUCUUGGUCGGAACGCUUAUCACCUUGGAUCAGUAUUCAAUAACACGCUGACAACGUACAUGAUAAAUUCAACGGCGUGGAAUUGGCGUGGCAAGACAGCAUUUUUUUGGGGAGGAUUUUCCCUUCUUCUCUGGGUUUGGGUCUAUUUCCGAUUGCCAGAGGUCAAGGAUCGGUCAUUUGCAGAAUUGGAUAUAUUAUUUGAGUCUGGAGUCUCCGCCAGGGAUUUCAAGAAGACGUCUGUGGAAGCAUUUGCUGAAGACAAUCAUGUAUAG